GAAGCAGUUGUUUCUUAGAACUGGACUCAGUGUGAAUGAGAUGAUGUGGAGCUGUGAGCUGUAUAUAAACCCAGCAGGUCAGACCAGUCCUGCACACUUCAGACCAUCAUCAUCCAUCCAUCAGAAACCAUGAAGACUCUGGUGAUUCUCGGGCUCUUGACCUUCAUCUGCCUCCUGGGUGGCAGCUCUGCCGCUCCACCCGGUCUGCAGCUGAUGUUCAGGGAAGGAUGCUGCAACACAUUCAAACGCAUACCAGUUCCUCGGGACAGGGUGAAGCACGUGGCCACAUCACCGAGCGACUGCAGACACAAAGCAAUCAUAAUCACGGCUGUUAGCGGCAGGAAGUUCUGCACUGAUCCCACCUGGAGCUGGGCCACGAAACUACUGGAAGACUUCCAGAAACCUUCACACCCCUCAAACACUGAAGUCCCAGAGCUUCACAGAAACCAGACCAGAAACCUUCCAUAGAAAAGAUGUUGUAUUGACUUUAAUGAGAACGAAUGAUGGAAAUGUUUCUUCUUCUUGCCUCAGUGUGUUGGUGAGAAACAUGUUGCUGUAAUAUUUCAGACAACCAUCAUUCCUCUUUGUCCUCGUGUGCUGUACAGUUCCCACUUUCUGAAUAAAAACUCUAUUUUUCUACUUCUUGUUUUGGACUAUAUUUAUGUUGACAAUAAAGUUCUGAUAUUUAAAAAUG
Melanotaenia boesemani (Boeseman's rainbowfish) is the source of this 694-nucleotide messenger RNA. Its product is annotated as C-C motif chemokine 22-like. The record is from RefSeq and is a predicted model, not a curated record. Lineage: Eukaryota; Metazoa; Chordata; Actinopteri; Atheriniformes; Melanotaeniidae. Gene Ontology annotation, molecular function: CCR chemokine receptor binding; chemokine activity. Gene Ontology annotation, cellular component: extracellular region. The transcript is spliced from 3 exons. Gene Ontology annotation, biological process: monocyte chemotaxis; G protein-coupled receptor signaling pathway; cellular response to tumor necrosis factor. Bases 130 to 468 code for a protein of 112 amino acids.